Messenger RNA from Neocloeon triangulifer, 1181 nucleotides. Its product is annotated as farnesol dehydrogenase-like. The transcript is spliced from 5 exons. Bases 120 to 896 code for a protein of 258 amino acids. The record is from RefSeq and is a predicted model, not a curated record. NCBI's taxonomy places the organism in Eukaryota, Metazoa, Arthropoda, Insecta, Ephemeroptera, Baetidae.
AAGACUGCACUUAAGUCGAUCCUCUUAUAAGUGUGACGCUUUCUCUGACUGACUGUGAGUGGAACCUCGUUAAAGAGAAGACAGUUUGCGCUGCGAUUCGGCUGCUAGCGGAGCCAACAAUGGAGCGUUGGGCGGGCAGAGUGGCCGUCGUGACAGGGGCCAGUGCGGGAAUCGGUGCUGGAAUUGCGAAAGCGUUGGUGCUCAACGGCAUGAAGGUGGUUGGAAUGGCCAGAAGAGCAGACAAAGUUGAGGAUUUAGUAAAAGAGUUACUGGCAGCAAAUGCUCCUGGCGAGCUGCACGCGGUCAGGGUUGACCUUUCGAACCACGAAGAACUGCAGGCGGCCGUGCAAUGGACCAAAGAAAAGCUCGGCGGCAUCGAUGUGCUUGUAAAUAACGCUGCCGUUCUUCACUCGACCUCUUUAGCCGGUGAGGGGCAAGAAGACCCUUGGCCAAAGUGGCGGGCGAUGGCCGACCUGAAUUUAAUUGCAUUGCAGGUCCUCACAAAAGAGGCAGUGAAAGAUAUGAGGAGUAGAGGUGUUGACGAUGGACACAUUGUUCACAUCGGAAGUAUUGUUGGGACGAGAAUCGUAGACAUGCCAGGUGGUUAUGCCUUUGCAGGAAUCAAACAUGCCAUCGGGGUGAUGACCGAAGGUUUGAGGCGGGAACUGAGAGACCUGGGAACCAAAAUCAGGGUCACGAAUAUUAGCCCAGGGUUUGUAAAGACGGAUUGGUGGAUGGCAAACGGAUUGUCUGAGAUUGAAAAGGAAAAAAUGUACUCUGAAAAUCCCAGUUUGGAGGUGGAGGACAUUGCCAAUGCUGUGAUCUACGCACUCGCGUGUCCGCCACAUGUGCAGAUCCACCAACUCACCAUCCAACCUGUGGGAGAAUUUUUUUAAACUGCUCAGAAGCUAUUUAGCACAGAAAUAGAUUAAUAAUUGAUCAAAUAACAGAUGAAUAAUUUGAACCCAAUAAAACAAUAUUUUUGCAAGUAUUUCUAAAUUUAAUAACUAAUUGUAAGAAAUAAAGAAUGCUGAAAUAAUUUACUUAAUAAUACUUACGUAAUAAUUUAAUUAUUUCAAGAUUAAUGGUAGACUUCUUAUUGAUUUCCCAUAACAUUCGGGGAACCAUAACUAUAGUAAUGUACCAGAAUUACAUAUUAAUAAAUUAAAUAUAGUGCUAAA